AUGCUGAGAAGGGAGGCCAGGUGUGAAUCCUCGGAGCUCGCUUCCGGCGAGCUAUCGGCGGAUACGCAUUCGAAUGACCCUCCUUCGGGGACCUCCGCAGCUGCUACAGCGCCGUCACUUGCUAUCGUCACCGUAAAGAAUUUUGUGAGCGGCACCAUGGGCGGCGGUUGUGAGGCGUUCGUGGGGUAUCCCCUCGAGACGGUCAAGGCGCGGAUGCAGACACAGCAGAACAAUUCCAGAGCGUUCACAGGGCCUGUUGACUGUCUGAAGAAGACUUUGCAGGAAGGUGGCGUCUCGUCGCUCUAUCGCGGUGCAUCGCCUCAGAUCUUCCGCUCCGCAAUGAGCGCGUCGAUCAUGUUUGGGCUUAUGGGGCAGUAUCGCUAUUUCUACUCCAAGACGCUGUUCGACAACCCGGACUAUGCUUUGAUAGCUGCUGGAGUUUCGACGGGUUUUACUGAGGGAAUGCUGUAUACUCCAUUUGAAAUUAUUAAAGUAAGGAUGCAGACGUUGUAUGGAGGCACCAAAACUCGAAUCAGCAACUGGCAGUGUGUUAGGGACGUGUAUAGUCGAAAUGGCGUAGGAGGACUCUAUCGUGGUUUCUGGCCUACUGCUGGACGUGAGAUGUUGGGUAACGCCGCGUACUUUAUGGCGUACGAGACGACCAAGGAUUUACUGCUCAAUCGUUUUGUGCACAACGUGCCUGGAUUGUCACCAGAAGCGGCGAAUCUGCGCACGUAUCAGUCCAUCGCCUUCUCUGGCGGCUGCGCUGGCUUCAUGUAUUGGCUCGUGGUGUUUCCCGUAGACACGGUGAAAUCGGUCCUUCAGGCCGAUCGUCUGGAUAAACCUCGCUUCAACGGCAUAACGGACUGCUGUCGACAACUUUAUGCGGAGGGAGGACCCACGCGGUUUUACAAAGGCAUCACACCGUCACUGCUACGAGCUUUCCCUGCAAACGCAGUCACCUUCGUUGCCUUCGAGAAAACUAUGAGCUUUCUAAAUCAAUUAUUCUAA
Phytophthora infestans T30-4 is the source of this 1011-nucleotide messenger RNA. Its product is annotated as Mitochondrial Carrier (MC) Family. Gene Ontology annotation, molecular function: O-acyl-L-carnitine transmembrane transporter activity. Gene Ontology annotation, cellular component: mitochondrial envelope. Gene Ontology annotation, biological process: mitochondrial transport; carnitine transmembrane transport. NCBI's taxonomy places the organism in Eukaryota, Oomycota, Peronosporomycetes, Peronosporales, Peronosporaceae. The transcript has 2 exons. The record is from RefSeq and is a predicted model, not a curated record. Bases 1 to 1011 code for a protein of 336 amino acids.